Messenger RNA from Eublepharis macularius, 7996 nucleotides. RefSeq names its product adenylate cyclase 9 (gene ADCY9). Gene Ontology annotation, biological process: adenylate cyclase-activating G protein-coupled receptor signaling pathway; cyclic nucleotide biosynthetic process; intracellular signal transduction. Lineage: Eukaryota; Metazoa; Chordata; Lepidosauria; Squamata; Eublepharidae. Gene Ontology annotation, molecular function: adenylate cyclase activity. Bases 234 to 4331 code for a protein of 1365 amino acids. The transcript has 11 exons. The record is from RefSeq and is a predicted model, not a curated record.
CCUCCGUCCUCCUCCUCCUCGGCGAGGGCCCGGCCCGUGUAAGGGGGAACUGAGGCGAAGAAGACGGCGGCGAGUGCGGCCCGGCGGGGCGAUGCGGCUGGGAGCCCGGGCGUGACGAGCCAGGGCACUAGCCGGCGCCAUGCGGCCUGGAGGGAGCCGGGGCGGUGGCGGUGGCGGCGGGUCUCGCGUCCGCUGAGCGCCGUCUGGCCGGCGCCGCCAGCCGUCUCCCGGCCAUGGCCUCGUCCUCGUCGCCGCCGCACCAGCAGCUGCUGCCACGGCGGCCGCACAGCACCGAGGUGAGCUGCGACUCGAGCGGCGACAGCAGCAGCGUGACGGUGCGGAUCCAGGCGCGGAGCACCCCGCCGCCGCCCGGCCCGGCCUGCAAGUCCAGCAUCUCGUCCAGCUGUAGCAGCUCCGGGGACUCGGCGGCGCGGCGGGCACAGGGAGGGGCGUCGGCGGGCGGCGUCGGCGUCGCGUCCCGCCGGCGGAAGAAGCGGCUGCGGCUGCCGCAGCUCUUCGAACGCGCCUCGUCGAAGUGGUGGAACCCCAAGUUCGACUCGUGCAACUUGGAGGAGGCCUGCCUGGAGCGCUGCUUCCCGCAGACGCGGCGCCGCUUCCGCUACGCGCUCUCCUACAUCGGCGCCGCUGGCCUGCUGUGGGCUGCCUACCUGGGCGUGCGGCUGGGGCCCGGGCGGCAGGCGGCCGUGGUGGUGCCGGCGCUGGGCGCUCUGGCCGGCUGCCUGGCCUUCUUCUUCUUCACCUUCACGCGGGCCUACGGGCGUCACUAUGUGGGCACCUCGCUGGCCCUCAUCUUGCUGGUCUUCGCCCUCACGCUGGUUCCCCACUUCCCCGCGCUGGGCGCUCUGUCGCGGGCCAACGGCACCGAGCCGGCACCGGGGGGCGCCUGCCUCUCACACGUGGGCAGCUUCUCCAUGUGCAUCGAGGCGCUCCUGCUCCUCUACACGGUGAUGCACCUGCCCCUCUACCUGAACCUCUUCCUAGGGCUGGCCUACUCGGUCCUCUUUGAAACUUUGAGCUAUCACUUCAGCGACCAGAGCUGCUGGGCACCUGCAGGGGCUCGUGUGAUUUACUGGGAGGUCCUGAGUAAAGCCCUACUCCAUGUCUGCAUCCACGCCAUAGGCAUCCACUUAUUCAUCAUGUCCGAGGUAAGGUCGAGGAGCACCUUUCUGAAAGUGGGGCAGUCCAUCAUGCACGGCAAAGACCUGGAGGUGGAGAAGGCCCUCAAAGAGCGCAUGAUCCAUUCUGUGAUGCCCAGGAUUAUUGCCGAUGACUUGAUGAAGCAGGGAGAUGAUGAAAGCGAGAACUCUGUUAAACGCCAUUCCACCUCCAGCCCCAAAAACAGAAAGAAAAAGCCUUCCAUACAGAAAACCCCCAUCAUAUUCCGCCCUUUUAAAAUGCAGCAGAUAGAACAAGUCAGUAUUUUGUUCGCGGACAUUGUUGGCUUUACAAAAAUGAGUGCUAACAAAUCUGCACAUGCUCUGGUGGGGCUCUUGAAUGAUCUCUUCGGUCGCUUUGACCGUCUUUGUGAGGACACAAAAUGUGAGAAGAUCAGUACUUUGGGUGACUGUUACUACUGUGUGGCUGGGUGCCCUGAGCCUCGAGAAGAUCACGCGUAUUGCUGCAUUGAGAUGGGCCUGGGCAUGAUUAAAGCCAUUGAACAGUUUUGCCAAGAGAAGAAAGAGAUGGUGAAUAUGCGAGUGGGUGUUCAUACUGGGACUGUUCUGUGUGGUAUUUUGGGCAUGCGGCGGUUUAAAUUUGAUGUGUGGUCCAAUGAUGUUAACUUGGCCAACCUGAUGGAGCAACUGGGUGUGGCUGGGAAAGUCCAUAUUUCAGAGGCUACUGCAAAAUAUCUGGAUGACCGUUAUGAAAUGGAGGAUGGAAAGGUGAUUGAGCGUGUUGGUCAGAGUGUAGUGGCAGACCAGCUUAAAGGCUUGAAAACAUAUUUGAUAUCUGGUUUGAAAGUUAAGGAUCCCCUUUGCAGCUGCUCACAGACUCUGCUUCCAGGCCUUGAAGCAGGAGACAGAAGCAAGUUACAGGCAGCCUCAUCAGUGGAGAACGUUGGUGACUUAGCAAAGGUUUUCAGACAACCAGAGAAAAACAAGACAUGCCCUUCAUGCAACGUUACACUGGCACCUAGCUGUGUUGCAAGUAUAGAGGAAGCAACUAUCCAAAAUGGAUGUCAGGAUGAACAUAAAAUCCUCAUAAAGGCUCCUGCAGGAUGCAGUCCAAAGGCCCAGAAUGGACUCUUGAGUCCUCCACAAGAAGAGAAGCUGAGCAACAGCCAGACCUCACUAUAUGAAAUGUUGCAGGAGAAAGGAAGAUGGGCUGGUGUGAGCCUGGAUCAGUCGGCUCUUCUGCCAUUAAGGUUCAAAAACAUCAGAGAAAAAACAGAUGCUCACUUUGUGGAUGUGAUUAAAGAAGACAGUUUGAUGAAAGAUUAUUUUUUUAAACCGCCUAUUAACAAACUGAGCCUGAACUUCCUGGAUCAGGAUUUGGAGAUGGCAUAUAGGAGCAGCUAUCAAGAAGAGGUCAUAAGAAACGCACCAGUGAAGACUUUUGCCAGUGCUACCUUCAGCUCCCUUCUGGAUGUGUUCCUUUCUACAACUGUCUUCCUUAUCUUGUCGCUCACCUGCUUCCUGAAACAUGGAAUGGCUGCGUCUCCACCUCCUCCUGCAGCGGUGGUUGUGGUUGUCAUCGCCAUCCUGUUAGAGAUGCUGUCCCUUUUUGUCUCCAUUAGAAUGGUGUUCUUUUUGGAGGAUGUGAUGGCUUGUACGAAGCGGCUGCUGGAGGUGAUAGCUGGCUGGCUGCCUCGACACUUUGUGGGUGCCGUGUUGAUCUCUCUCCCCGCUCUAGCGGUGUUUUCACACUUCACUACUGAGUUUGAAAGCAACAUCUAUUGCACGAUGUUUAUGUGUUCUGCAAUCCUGAUCACUAUUGUCCAGUACUGUAACUUCUGCCAGCUCAGCUCUUGGAUGAGAUCAUCUCUAGCCACUCUUGUUGGAGGUGUCCUGCUCAUCUUGCUCUACGUGUCUCUGUGUCCUGACAGCUCCGUGAUCUCCCACCUGGAUUCAACACAGAACUUCAGCUUCAUGGAAACCUCUUAUUUUGAUUCGGCACAGAACUUUAGUUCCAUAAACAAUCAAUGCAACAGGACAACAUCGGAGGACUUCAAGAGACCAGCAGACUUGAUUGGUCAGGAAGUGAUUCUGGGUUUCUUCCUUCUACUACUCUUGGUUUGGUUCUUAAAUCGGGAGUUUGAAGUCAGCUACCGUCUCCAUUAUCACGGUGAUGUGGAAGCCGACCUCCACCGUACAAAGAUCCAGAGCAUGAGGGAUCAGGCUGACUGGCUGCUGCGGAAUAUUAUUCCAUAUCAUGUGGCAGAGCAAUUAAAAGUAUCUCAGAGCUACUCCAAAAACCAUGACAGUGGUGGUGUGAUCUUUGCCAGUAUUGUGAACUUCAGUGAGUUCUAUGAGGAAAAUUACGAAGGUGGCAAGGAGUGUUACCGAGUCCUAAACGAACUGAUUGGAGACUUUGAUGAGCUCCUGAGCAAGCCAGAUUAUGGCAGCAUUGAGAAAAUCAAGACUAUUGGGGCCACUUACAUGGCUGCCUCUGGGCUGAACACCUCCCAAACCCAGGACAGCAGCAAUCCACACGGACACUUGCAAACCCUCUUCGAAUUUGCCAAAGAAAUGAUGCAAGUGGUGGAUGACUUUAACAACAACAUGCUGUGGUUCAAUUUUAAACUGAGGAUUGGCUUUAACCAUGGCCCCCUGACAGCUGGGGUCAUUGGCACUACCAAGCUGUUGUAUGACAUCUGGGGUGACACUGUGAAUAUAGCCAGCAGAAUGGACACUACAGGAGUAGAGUGUCGCAUACAGGUGAGUGAAGAGAGCUACCGCAUACUGAGCAAAAUGGGGUAUGACUUUGAUUACAGGGGGACAGUCAAUGUGAAGGGUAAAGGUCAGAUGAAGACCUAUCUUUACCCCAAGUGCAUGGACAAUGGGAUUGUCCCCCACCACCAGUUGUCUAUAUCUCCAGACAUCCGUGUUCAAGUGGAUGGCAGCAUUGGGCGGUCUCCAACAGAUGAGAUCUCCAACCUGGUGCCUUCUGUACAGAACUCAGACAAGACACCCCACACAUAUGAUCAUAACUCAGAUUUUUUGCCAUAUUUCAAGAAGCUCCAAAAAGAGUCUGUAAAAUCAGAUGACCGGCAUAGGUUUAGUAAACUCAGCGAGAAAAAUGACUGUGCGGAAGUAGGUCCCGAAGAGGCUGAUGAACUGACCAAGCUGAACAGCUCAAGGAGCGUGUAAUGCCCUGGAAAGCUGCCGUGUUCUCCGACCAAAGGAACACGGAUAUGCCCUCCAAGGGGAGGGGGCAGGAAAGAGACUUCCUUAAUGGCUGAGUUGUUGUCUGCCUGAGUGGAUCACAGCCAUGCAGGGCCCACGUCCCUCUUGCCCUCUCGCUCUUUGCAGCAUUCUUUCAGCUGAGAGGAGAUAACAAGUGCCUUCAGAUAGAUUCCACUGGACUCCCUGUUUAGGUACAGAGGCACAAAGGCAAACCAUAGGUUGAGGAUAUGAAUACAUUCAAAUGAUGAUAAGCCGUGGCUAUAAUAUUUGUAUUGUUUCUCACAAACAUUGUGUAUUGGGUUUUUUUGCUAUUGCAGAUCCAUGUGGGGGAAAAUACAUGCAUACAUACAUACAUAUAUAUAUAUAUAUAUAUAUAAAAAAUAAGCCUUUUGUAUGUAAACACAGACAAAUGCACGUUUACUUACCUUAUGAGACUCAUAUGAAGAACUAAUAAGAGGAGACUUCCUGGAGGAAAGGGAAAUUGCAAUAGCAAAAGAUUGUCUGAUUUUAGACUGGAGGAGGGAGCAGCAAUAUUUUGCAGUUGUGCACUUGUAUGGAGGGAGGGGGGUAGUUGAACUUGUUGUCUUUGCCAUAGCUGGACUGAAGUGUCAUUGUGUGUUCUGGAGUGUGCGAAUUGCCCUUCACCAAGCAGGUCCUUGCUGUGUGGGGCCUGGUGCUAGCUGGGGUGUGCGUGUGUGUCCCAGAAUCUAAUGCAUAGCCAGUUUCAUUCUUAGGUGCUCUACUCUUUUAUUUCUGCCUAAAUUGAUUUCUGAGUUUUUGGUGAAGUUGGUCUGCCCCGAGAGAGAAAGAGAGAGGGAGGGAGAGGGAGGGAGAGAGAGAGAGCAAUUUUCUUUUCCCUCUUAAGUCUAUCUUUGUGGGGGUGCUAGGGUUUGUGUGGAUAGUGAUUGGUAUAAUCCAAAACCCCAUUCAAGGUGUCUCCAUAUUUACAUCUAGUUGUUUGCCUGGCAAAAGUUAACAAACUCCAGGGCUAUCCAGAGCCAUUCAUGCACCCUUGUGCAUUUCUGGUGCAACUGCUGAAAGGCCAAGUCACAUAUGGCUGAGAAGCACAAGCACAUGGCAGUCUGAAUUCUAUAGGCUUUAUCAUGUGGCUUCCAGUGGCAGGGAGCUGCUGCUAUUGAAGUCUAUCAUGGCUGUUUAGGUCAUGUUUUACCAUGUGGAUGGCACAUGCCUGGGGCAGUAUUAAGCUUGUAAGUCUCCAGUAUAGACAACUAUUUCUUGAGCCACGUAAUGUAUUGAAAUCUAUGUCUGCCACAGAGGGGCAGAAGGGGAAUGAAAUAGCUUGUCUGUGUUUGUAUACGUUUGGAAGAUUUCUAAAAAGUUAAGAGCCUUGUGGCACCUAAAGAAACACAAUACAGUACAUAUGUGCCAUAGGGCUCAACUUGUGCUGCAAAACACUGAUAUGGCUGUUCUGAAAUAUGAAAGGCUAAAAAAGUACUCUUUGAACCAUUUGUGUGAAUUUGUGUUUCCCUGAACUUUUCACUUUGUACCUUCUUAAUGGGUGUAGGUCAAAGGUAAUAUUUCACCCAUCUUGUAUUUUCUUCCCCUUUUGGGGCCAGACAACUUAGGUUUGUCAUUUCCCUUCCUUUUAUAGUUGAUCUUAUUUAAAGAUGAAGCCAGGAUGCUGAGCCCUUUCAGUUUAGGUAUCAAGUGUAUACCUGGAAUGAAGAAGCUGGAAGUCUUUUCCCUCUCUUUAUAUUACCUCACCUUUAUUGCUGGUCAUAGCUGCUCUGCACAGCAUUUUAAUAUAUUCUUAAUCUUUUUUAUAGAGAAGCCCUUGGUAGUUCUUUUGGGGAUGUGGGUGCUUAGGUGAGGGAGGGAAUUUCUACCACAGAGGCUAAGCAUCUAGCCUGCAUUAGUUUACUAAAGGGACAUUAUUGUGUUCCUCUCAAAAUGUAGAUAUAAAUGAGAGAAGAAAAUCAGUAUUUACUCUGGCUGCCAUCCAAAGAACGUCUAUGAGGGAAGAUGUGUACUUUCUCUUCUUUGGGUGGCAUUCAUUGUUCUAGGAGGCCUUGGUGUUAUUUACAAGUAUCUUUUUGCCUCUAGUAACCAUUAGGAUUUUUGUUCAGUUUCUUACAGUGGAACUGGCUUAGAUUAAGGCCAUUGCCAGGCCUUCUAAAAUGGAAUUAUUGUCUGGGAGAGUGGUGAUUUCUUUUUCCCUCUUGGCAGGUGUUGCUUAUUUAAAGAUACUGAUACCGGCCUGUGGUAAUUGCAGAGUGAGUAACUGAACUUACGGGCCAUUUCAACUUCUCACCUGAUGCUGUUCUUGCUGUAAGAACUAUUUUGUUGUCAAAUUUCUAGCCAAAAGGCAUCUCAAUAAUUAAAAUAGCAAACUAGCAAGCAGAACAGCAGCAUUUCCCUAAUUUGAAAGGGCGGGGGGGGGGGGUUGCUGUGAGACCAACCCUUUCUUGAGUCAGAUGGGACAAAUCAGCUCCCCAUGUCUUUUGUUUGUGUUUGAGUGCUAGUAGCAUGUGGUGUGUGCUUUCACUAGGAUAGAAAACAGGUUCUGCCCCGGAUAGAGCCCUGUGUGUUUCUGUCUGUUCACAAAUCAGGCAGAUGUCCAUUGGGAACUUGGCUCCUUUCUGUUUUCAGGCUCUGUUUCACUCUGGGCCAAAACAGCAUGUAUGUAAAAGUUUUCUUUGAGAUUACUAAAAUGAUUCAAAAUUGCCCGUGUAUGGUCCCAGAGAAUGUCAGUUGGCUUAGAAUCAUAGAGUUGGAAGGGGCCAUACAGACCAUCUAGUCCAACCCCCUGCCCAGGCUUCUGACAUGGUUUGAAAGUGGUACCCACAAGAGUGUGUUGCAUUCAAGCAUGUUGGAUCUCUGCAUUGCCUUGUAUCCUGAAAAGCACUUUAUCUUAGGAAAAAUUGAAACGACAUUAAUAGAAUCCAAAAGAGGCACACUAACCCUCUGAAUAUUGUCUUAAUUCUUCUCUGCCAAGCGUAGAGGCUUGUUGGCUGCGUCUCAGACCUCAGUGUGGGUAGGGAAUCUCUAAAGAGAGCUGGUGCUCUUCUGUGGUUCUUUAAUGGAGGCUCCAUUCCCAAGACCCUGGAUGUAGAUGCCAGCUUACUCAGUGCUAACAGGAAGCAACAUUCACAUAAUUACAUGGGUGCCUCUUCCUGCAUAGUACACGCACACAAACUCCCAGUCUUCUAAUACAUAAAUAAACAAGUUUAGCCUGCUGAGCUUCCAGCAAAGAUGCCAAGCUGGGUGUUGGAAUAUUAUCUAUACAUGCAUUAGAGGGGGAUUACCUUGGAGAGCAGUUAGGCUGUAGGUUCGUUUGGAAGCCACAUUGGGAUUUUAAACAACUGAACUCUGGCAUUUUCUCCCUGAAUUGUUUGCUCAGGGUUGAAGAUUGAAGUCAGUUCCUUACUGUCUGUGCAUCAGAAACAGUUGGGGAGGGGAAGCAGAGUUUUGCUGACAGACAUUUCGGGACUUGGUCUAAUUUUUCCUCUGAAAACUCCUUUCUCAAUAAAACUUGGAACAGGGACAAGAAAAUGUCACCAAACAGUGGAAUUCUGUCCCCCUGUACUGUCUGACUUUUCAGAAACGAGCAAAGGACAAUCUAUGGCAAGUUUGGCAUUUUUCAAGCAGUUUAUUGAAUACGAGAUCAC